AUGCUGCCUCCUCUGCUGCUCAUCUACUUGUACGGGGCGACGAUCGGCCUGCUGGUGGUGUGCACGGUGACGUUGUACGCGCCCGGGCUCGCCUCGUUCAUCCCCGCGUUCACGCUGUACGGCAAGACGAGCGGUCAAGACAUGAUGCCACUCGUCGAACGGAUAUCCGUCCCCAAACGGUGGUUCGCCCACUUCUACUUGAUCGCCGUGAUAUGGACCGGAUUCCUGAUCGGCUACGCCAACGCAAUUUCUCAUGCCGUCACAACACAGCCAAAGUGGGUGCUCGAGUAUUUGGCGUCGAUGACGAGCAGCCAGCCGCAUUAUUCCUGGACAACCGGACUGCUCGCCCUAUCCCUGAUUAUGUUCCACGUGACGAGACGAUGCCAAGAAUCGCUGUUCGUCUCCGUGUACUCGGACAUGAAGAUGAACGUCUUUCACUACAUCAUGGGCAUCGCGCACUACAUCGCGUUCCCGUUGACGGUCGUCUGCGAGAUGCACGGGUUCGCGUCGUAUUGGAGAGCAACGACGCUAACGUUCGACUACACACAAAUCACGCCGAUACAGUGGACGGGUGUCGCCUUCUUCUUGAUACUGAAUUGGCUACAAAAUAAGGUGGCACAUCGAUUGGCCGACGCGCGGAAGGGACCUACCGGUCUCGCCCAGAACUAUUGCCACUCGGUGCUCUACGGCGGCUGGUUCGAUCUGCUCUCCUCGCCGCACUUUACGUUCGAAAUUGGCAUCUACCUGUCGCUGUUGCUCGUGCUCGGGACGCAAGGAGCCGCUUAUCGGGCACUGUGCAUGUUCGUCGUCGUCAACCAGGUGUUCGCCGGCCUGCUCACCGACCGAUGGUACCGUAGCCGAUUCGCCGACUACCCGUCCACACGAAAAGCCAUCAUCCCGUAUAUUUUG
Molecule: messenger RNA, 909 nt
Organism: Mesorhabditis spiculigera
Lineage: Eukaryota; Metazoa; Nematoda; Chromadorea; Rhabditida; Rhabditidae
Source: the annotation of a GenBank genome assembly